AAUUAUAUUUUUCUUUCUUUCAUUCAGACCAAAUACAAAUAGAAGAUGAGUAGAUUACUGAACAAGAUCUUUGGCUUCUACAAAGACAUCAACCCUGCCACUUUGACAGGUUCUAUUGAUGUCAUUAUUAUUCAGCAUGAAGAUGAUACCUACAGCUGUUCUCCAUUCCAUGUACGCUUUGGAAAGAUUGGUGUACUCCAUGCAAGAGAAAAAGUGGUGGACAUUACUAUCAAUGGCAAACCCAGUGAUCUCCAUAUGAAACUAGGUGAAGCUGGCGAAGCUUUUUUUGUCCAGGAAGUAGAUGAACCAACAGAAUUCCCUCCUUAUCUAGCAACAUCUCCAAUCCAGUCAAAUGGGGCUGAAUUAAUGGAGCAAGGACUGAAGACAUUGUUACAGUCCAGUGAAAGACAAACCGACCAAGAUUCUCAUAACCUUACAGAUAUCUCUGUUAGUCCACUUGGACAAACAUCAACAACUAGUGGACCAGAAAGCUCUCCCGAAGGAGGCACAAGUGAGAGUGAAGGUCAUGGUCUGACAAGAAAGAGAAAAAAACGCAAAAAUAUGCGUCGUAAAACUGUUACAAAGUCAGCUAAUGUUGACAAAAAACUGCGUCGAGAAGAGGAUAUAUUUGAAAUGGAGGAUGUAUCCACUGAUGAAGACUGUUUAGGAUUAAAUCAAUCUUUAAAAGACAUCACAAUUGAAGAUAAAAUGAACCGCACAGACAACUGGGCAAGCAUGCAAUACCAAUUCUCCCAUCCUUUUAGUGAUAGUGAGGCUUUGGUACAUGUUGAUCCUCAUGAAGAAAAUAUCAAAGAGACAAAAAGUGACACAGAGAUGGAAAGAAGCCCCACAGAAGUCCUUUCAGGAGAUGAGCCUACUUGGGAAUGGGGAGAUUUACCAAAACUUAGUGAAUCUGGAGGAACAGCAUCUCCUGGAGCAAACACAAUUACAGCUGAUGCAAAACGAGGAGAAGAAGCAGCAGGUGGAAUUUUUGGAUUUAUGAGUAGCAAACCUAAAUCACAAACUUCUGAUAAGCCUGAAGGGAUAUACUUGGAUGAAAUCAAUAAAUUAGAUGAUCCUGAAAUUGCUAAAUAUUUCCCUAAAAGUCCAGUAGGAGAGUUUAUUCCUAUGACCUAUUUCAUGUACGUCACUUUCACUUCUUUACCUCUCUCCGAAAAACGCGAAGAAAGUAAAGAUGGCAAGGAUGGAGACGCGGGCGCUGAUGAGGAGGGUCACCCCCACCUGGUAGACGCUCAGGAAGAAAACUCCAGUGAAAGGCCUGCCCGGGAGGUGAACCCAGGUGCGGAUGAUCCUACCGGCAGCAAAAGCCAUGGACAUGGAGAUGAAAGAACCAAAAAAGGAAGAAAAACUGAAGCUAAAACUCAG
Messenger RNA from Octopus sinensis (East Asian common octopus), 1386 nucleotides. Its product is annotated as phosphatidate phosphatase LPIN3. The annotation marks the transcript as partial. Gene Ontology annotation, biological process: cellular response to insulin stimulus; positive regulation of transcription by RNA polymerase II; fatty acid catabolic process. Lineage: Eukaryota; Metazoa; Mollusca; Cephalopoda; Octopoda; Octopodidae. Gene Ontology annotation, molecular function: phosphatidate phosphatase activity; transcription coactivator activity. Gene Ontology annotation, cellular component: nucleus. The record is from RefSeq and is a predicted model, not a curated record. The transcript has 7 exons.